Molecule: messenger RNA, 3201 nt
Organism: Cinclus cinclus
Lineage: Eukaryota; Metazoa; Chordata; Aves; Passeriformes; Cinclidae
Gene: SCYL2
Product: SCY1 like pseudokinase 2
Exons: 18
Coding region: 1-2799 (932 amino acids)
Biological process (GO): protein phosphorylation
Molecular function (GO): ATP binding; protein kinase activity
Source: RefSeq, a predicted model, not a curated record
AUGGAGUCCAUGCUGAAUAAGCUGAAGAGCACUGUCACAAAGGUGACAGCUGAUGUCACCAGUGCAGUCAUGGGAAAUCCAGUUACCAGAGAAUUUGAUGUUGGGAGACAUAUUGCCAGUGGAGGUAAUGGUCUCGCUUGGAAGAUAUUUAAUGGAACUAAAAAAUCAACAAAGCAGGAAGUGGCUGUUUUUGUCUUUGAUAAGAAGCUAAUAGACAAGUACCAAAAAUUUGAAAAAGAUCAGAUUAUUGAUUCCUUAAAACGAGGUGUUCAACAGCUGACUAGGCUUCGACACCCUAGAUUGCUUACUGUUCAACAUCCAUUAGAAGAAUCCAGGGAUUGCUUGGCAUUUUGUACAGAACCAGUCUGUGCAAGUUUAGCUAAUGUUCUUGGCAGCUGGGACAAUCUACCUUCUCCUUUACCAUCAGACAUUAAAGAAUACAAACUUUAUGACGUGGAGACCAAAUAUGGUUUGCUUCAGGUUUCUGAAGGUUUGUCAUUUUUGCAUAGCAGUGUCAAAAUGGUCCAUGGAAAUAUUACUCCUGAAAAUAUAAUUUUGAAUAAGAGUGGAGCAUGGAAAAUUAUGGGCUUUGAUUUUUGUAUCCAAUCAACAAAUCCAUCUGAACAGGAGCCGAAGUUCCCUUGUAAAGAAUGGGAUCCAAACUUGCCAUCCUUGUGUCUUCCAAAUCCUGAGUAUCUGGCACCAGAAUACAUUCUCUCUGUGAGCUGUGAGACAGCCAGUGAUAUGUACUCUCUGGGAGCUGUUAUGUAUGCAGUGUUUAAUAAAGGGAAACCAAUUUUUGAAGUCAACAAGCAAGAUAUUUAUAAAAGCUUUAGUAGACAGCUGGACCAGCUGAGCCGUUUAAGCUCCAGUACUCUUCAGAACAUACCCGAGGAGGUGCGUGAGCAUGUAAAGCUACUCCUAAACGUAGCUCCAGCAGUCAGACCAGAUGCAGAUCAAAUGACUAAGAUACCAUUCUUUGAUGAUGUCGGAGCAAUGACGCUUCAGUAUUUUGAUUCAUUAUUUCAAAGGGAUAACCUGCAAAAAUCACAGUUUUUUAAAGGAUUACCAAAAGUUCUGCCAAAACUACCUAAGCGUGUUAUAAUGCAGCGAAUUUUACCUUGCUUGACUUCUGAAUUUGUGAAUCCUGAUAUGGUACCCUUUGUCUUGCCUAAUGUUCUAUUAAUUGCUGAGGAGUGCACCAAAGAAGAAUAUAUCAAGCUCAUUCUACCUGAUCUUGGUCCUGUUUUUAAGCAGCAAGAACCAAUCCAGGCAAGCAACAUGAUAUUGUUAAUCUUCCUGCAAAAAAUGGAUUUACUUCUAACCAAAACUCCACCAGAUGAAAUAAAGAACAGCGUUCUACCGAUGGUUUAUAGAGCCUUGGAAGCACCUUCAAUUCAGAUCCAAGAACUUUGCCUAAACAUAAUUCCCACGUUUGCCAAUUUAAUAGAUUACCCAUCAAUGAAAAAUUCAUUAAUUCCAAGAAUUAAAAAUGCAUGUUUGCAAACUUCUUCUCUUGCUGUCCGGGUAAACUCAUUAGUGUGCUUGGGCAAGAUUUUGGAGUACUUGGAUAAAUGGUUUGUGCUUGAUGAUAUCUUACCUUUUUUACAACAAAUUCCAUCAAAGGAACCUGCAGUACUCAUGGGAAUUUUAGGUAUUUACAAAUGUACAUUUACUCACAAGAAGCUGGGAAUUACCAAAGAACAGCUUGCAGGAAGAGUAUUGCCCCAUCUGAUUCCUCUUAGUAUUGAGAACAAUCUUAAUCUCAAUCAGUUCAAUUCUUUUAUUUGUGUUAUAAGAGAUAUGCUCAAUAGAUUGGAAGCAGAGCAUAAAACAAAACUUGAGCAACUUCAUGUCAUGCAAGAGCAACAGAAAUCCUUGGACAUAGCCAACCAGAUGAGUGGGUCUGAAGAGGCAAGAUCUAGUGGUACAGGCAAUCAGAUUGACAAGGUAUUUAAUAAUGGAACUGACCUUCUAACUAGUGGAUCUGAUAGUAAAGAGAAUGAGAUGUCAUCAAUACAGAGAAAGGCCUCACUUACACUGGAAGAGAAGCAAAAGUUAGCAAAAGAACAAGAACAGGCACAGAAACUGAAAAGCCAGCAACCUCUUCAGCCCCAAGCAACUACAGUAACACCUCCAGUGAAGCAGACAAAAGACUUGACAGAUACCUUGAUAGAUAAUAUGUCAUCUUUGACCAGCCGUCCUAUGAACCAAACUCAAGUUGCAUCUUCAAACAGCUUCUCUUCUGUUCCUUCUGUGGGUGUUGGAAUGGGAUUUUCAUCGCCCAUUGACAGCACAAAGAGAAAUAUGACCAAUGGACUAAAUACAAGUAUGGGGUUUCAGACUGCUGGAUUCACUAUGGGAGCAGGUCUUGCUACUCAGAGUUUCUUCAGUGGUCCAAGUGCAACAGGGGCAACCAAGAUGAACAUUGUACCACCUGCCAGUAUGCCAAAUUACAGUCCUAUGAAUGCUGCAUCUGCAAUAUCUCCACUGACACAACAAAACAGACCCCCAGAUAUGUCUGCUUUAGAUAAUCUUUUUGGUCCUCAAAAACCCAAAGUUAGCAUGAAGCAGUUGGCUCAACAGAAAUCAAGCCAGUGGGUUAAUCAGUUUGUGCCACCACCAGGGUCCCCGAAUGUGAGCAAUACAGCCUUGGGACCUCAGAUGAACAUGAUAGCACAGCCAGGCUUUGGUAUACAGGGUAAUCCUUUCUUUUCUCCUCAGAACUUUGCACAACCAGCAAACACAGUGACAAACAGCAGCUCAGCUAGCAAUGACUUAAAAGAUCUUUUUGGGUAAAAUGCUUCCUUUUCUUCUUUCAAAGAUUGAUGAAAUUUGGAUCAUGGGUAAGCUGAUUAACAUCUUGUUUUGAUUAAUAAAAGCAUGACUUGGGGAAACUUUCAACCCAGCAAAGUAAAGACUUUUGGACAGGAAAAAAGGCUGAUGUUUCAUUCACCUGAUACUACAGUGGAAUUGUGUAAGUGCAAAGUCAUCUUACAUGCUAAAGAUUUCCUGUCUCUUUGCCAGCAUGAGAGUGCUGAAGGUAGGAUGCGCAUAUUCAACUGAAAAAGAAGAAGUGUAUCAAAAUUAUUCAGGGGUGAACUCAGUCAAGCCCUAUGAAAUUUCCUACAAAAUUUUGUUUCUUAAGUUGAGCAAAAAUGCUGAGGGGAUAAUGACACUAUUGGAUGCAAACCUGGAGAA